Messenger RNA from Mercenaria mercenaria, 726 nucleotides. RefSeq names its product 60S ribosomal protein L18a-like. The transcript has 5 exons. Bases 140 to 670 code for a protein of 176 amino acids. Gene Ontology annotation, molecular function: structural constituent of ribosome. The record is from RefSeq and is a predicted model, not a curated record. Gene Ontology annotation, cellular component: cytosolic large ribosomal subunit; ribosome. Gene Ontology annotation, biological process: translation. NCBI's taxonomy places the organism in Eukaryota, Metazoa, Mollusca, Bivalvia, Venerida, Veneridae.
UCUUUUAAGAACUUAUAUUUAUCAUUUUAUUAAAAUGUCGUUCACUUUUAAUCGUCCCAGAAAUUGUAUUUAUUAAUUUUCAUUCUCUUGUUAAAAAUUCAGACAUCACGUGACUUUCUUUUUUCCUCGUGUGGCAAUCAUGAAGGCUCUUGGAAAUUUGAAGGAGUACAAAGUGAUUGGGCGCUCCAUGCCCACAGACAAGAAUAGAACACCUCCUCUGUAUCAGAUGAAAAUCUUUGCACCAGACAAAUGCACAGCAAAGUCAAGAUUUUGGUACUUUGUGUGUCAGUUGAAGAAAAUGAAAAGAACACAGGGAGAAAUUGUUGCUUGUCAGCAGGUGUAUGAAAAGAAACCAUUGAAGAUCAAGAACAUUGGUAUAUGGUUGCGGUAUGUGUCAAGAAGUGGCACACACAAUAUGUACAGAGAAUACAGAGAUCUGACAGCUGCUGGCGCUGUCACACAGUGUUAUCGUGAUAUGGGUGCACGUCACAGGGCACAAGCUUCAACCAUUCACAUCAUGAGAGUGGAAGAGGUUGAAGCCAGCAAGACGAGACGUCCAAACGUCAAACAGUUCCACGACUCGAAGAUCAGGUUCCCACUUCAGCACAGGAUUGAAAAGAAACAGCACACACCACGGUUCACCACAAACCGACCACACACAACCUUCUAAAAUAUGCUGUAAUAACUUACAUGUCAGUCUCGGCAAAUAAAAGCCUUCUGUGGAAA